Gastrolobium bilobum is the source of this 2060-nucleotide messenger RNA. Its product is annotated as lipid phosphate phosphatase 2-like. The record is from RefSeq and is a predicted model, not a curated record. Lineage: Eukaryota; Viridiplantae; Streptophyta; Magnoliopsida; Fabales; Fabaceae. The coding region runs from base 768 to 1805 and encodes 345 amino acids. Gene Ontology annotation, molecular function: phosphatidate phosphatase activity. Gene Ontology annotation, biological process: phospholipid metabolic process. The transcript has 8 exons.
UGGUUCCCGUGAACUUGUAAAUGAAAACAGCCACGGAAGCUUAAAAAAGAGUUAUGGAAUUCUUAACUCAUUUUAGUAUUAUCCUGAAUAUCAUGGAUGAUUUUGAUGAGUUGAAGAGGUUGUGGUAACCGGGAUAAGAGGCUCAAAGCAAGCCACUCUGAGAGAAGAUUGAGAUGGAGAGGCUAAGAGGAUUCAAGCUGAAGAAGAAAGGAAGAAGAGAGAAGCAAUAAGAACGUUGAACUAGAGUGUGAAAACUGCAAGCUCGAGAAGUAGAAGGGAAAAAAAAAGGGGUAGAUAAUAGCAAUGGUGUGGCUGAGCUUAGGAUAAAAAACAGAAUUGGAGGAAGUACUGAAGAAGAAUUUGGCAACCCUUGAAUUUGUCAAAAAAUUCAAGGUUCUUAUUUUGUAAACAAAUCCACUUUCCUUUCACUUCCUUUGGUGAUGUUUGCGUGCUCUCUUUUUUCUCUCUCACGCAGUUUCUCUCUCUUCUUCUGCUUGAAUCCUCUUUGGCCUUUCCAUCUCAAUCUUCUCUAGAGUGGCCCAAAUCUUAGCUUUGAGUCUCUUAUCCCUGGCCACUACAACCUUUUCAACUCUGUCAUAAUCAUCCAUGAUAUGCAGGACAUUUCUGCUCAAGAGAAGAAAGUUGGGAUCAGUUUCGGUUUUGAGUUAUAAGUCCAUGAGAACUACGCAAAGGUACAAACUUUGGAAGAAAAGGGCUAAGGAGAUAAUGGGUUUCACCAAAGUCACCGGCUUUUCAUCACGCUGAAAAUGGCUGGCAAUGUGGGUAUGAGUAAGAAAGGAAGACCAAAAAGGCUUGUUCUUGAGCAGAAGAGAGAUAGAUUGUGGCCAUACUUGGAAAAGAUGGCUUUACAGUCGCCAGGAAGCAAGUUGGCACUAAGUCAUAAGCAUGAUUGGCUGAUUCUUCUGCUUCUUGCUGCUAUAGAUGGAGUCUUGAAUAUGAUAGAACCUUUUCAUCGCUAUGUUGGGAAAGACAUGAUGACGAACCUUAUGUUUCCAUUCAAAGAAGAUACUAUACCCAUGUGGGCUGUCCCAGUAUGUUAUAGCUCCAUUUUUAUUAAGGAAACAAACUUAACAUUUUUAUUAUUCCUGGAACAGAUCCUCUCUAUUUUCAUCCCCAUUCUUAUCUUUGUUGCGUUUUACUUUGUCAGAAGGGAUAUCUACGAUUUACACCAUGCAAUACUGGGUCUCAUGUUUGCUAGCUUAAUAACUGGAGUAAUCACAGAUGCCAUUAAAGAUGCUGUUGGUAGACCACGGCCAAACUUUUUUGAACGGUGUUUCCCUGACAAAAAACCGGUGUUUGAUAAGGACACUGGUGAUGUUCUUUGUACUGGGAUUAAGGCGGUUAUAAAGGAAGGAUAUAAAAGCUUUCCUAGUGGUCAUACUUCAUGGUCCUUUGCUGGUCUUGGUUUCCUUUCAUGGUAUUUGUCAGGGAAAAUUAGAGUGUUUGAUCGUAGGGGCCAUAUUGGCAAACUAUGCCUGGUCUUGCUUCCUUUACUUAUUGCUGCUCUUGUGGGAGUUACUCGAGUUGAUGAUUACUGGCAUCAUUGGACUGACGUGUUUGCUGGAGGUCUUAUAGGAAUUAUCGUGUCUUCAAUCUGCUAUUUGCUACUCUUUCCCUUUCCUACUUAUCCAGAUGGUUGGGCGCCUUAUGUAUUUUUUCAUAUGAUGGGAGAAAGUGAAUGUACUUCCCAACGAGGAAGUAGAACUCCACAUGUAGGAAGGUUAGAUGAAAUGUCUUUGAGGAUGGAGACAUGGAAAGAUGGACAAGAUAUCAGUGAUUGCUGACUUCUUUUAUGAAUUAACAAGAGAUUAUACUAUUUGCUUCUAAUCUAUAACGAAAUUAAAUGUCAGUUUAGAAACAUUAGGAGUGUAUGUUCAGGUAUACAUCUAAUAGGCAGUUAGGCACCAUUCAAGAUUGCUGCUUCAUUUUGUCGAAUUUUGGAUUAAGAUUCUCGAAGUGAAAGAUCCAUUUCACCUUUUCUAGAGUGUUGAAUUUAUAAUUAUUAGUUAAGAAAUUAAUUAUUUGUAUUGAUAUUAUAC